Molecule: messenger RNA, 591 nt
Organism: Debaryomyces hansenii CBS767
Lineage: Eukaryota; Fungi; Ascomycota; Pichiomycetes; Serinales; Debaryomycetaceae
Gene: PEX22
Product: Pex22p
Exons: 1
Coding region: 1-591 (196 amino acids)
Source: RefSeq, a predicted model, not a curated record
AUGCCGCAGGCACAGAUUCGAAAGACACAACGAAAUCCUAAGUUAUGGAUUGCUGCAUUGGUAGCAGCUUCCAUAGUGACAAUAUCGUACAAGGUGUAUUCCAGCUACAUUGCAGAGGAGAAUAUUGAAGAUAAGAAAACAGAAGGAGAUGGAGGGGUCGAGGAGAAGUUAAGAAUUGCCAAAAGGUACACCAAGAAGUCGAUUGCGUUGACGUUAUCACACUCGGUACUUAGCUCACAAUUGCCCUUGAACGAGAUUUUGCUCAAUUCGGAGAAUGUUACAUUCAUAUUACCGCCAAACUUGUCGAUGGACGACUUGGUUUGCAACAUUGGUAACGCAGACGAGGUUGAGAGAUAUAAUUUACCCAAGACAUUGUUGAACAAUUACAAAUUACUCCAUUGUAGUAAUAUCGACGGAUAUUUCAACAUUUUGAAGAACUUAAAGCCGGACACAUUGCUCGUUUGUUCGGAAGAUUUGGGGAUAGCGAACAAUGUGCCUAGAGACUUACAUAGGUUUGUGAAGGAGAUUAUUAACAUCGAUCAGAAUAAAGAUGAUAUUUACAAGAAGUUAUCGUCGAUAUUCAUCAAAUAG